Ziziphus jujuba (common jujube) is the source of this 2230-nucleotide messenger RNA. RefSeq names its product endoplasmic reticulum oxidoreductin-1. Gene Ontology annotation, cellular component: endoplasmic reticulum; endoplasmic reticulum membrane. Gene Ontology annotation, biological process: protein folding in endoplasmic reticulum. The record is from RefSeq and is a predicted model, not a curated record. Lineage: Eukaryota; Viridiplantae; Streptophyta; Magnoliopsida; Rosales; Rhamnaceae. The transcript is spliced from 9 exons. The coding region runs from base 417 to 1898 and encodes 493 amino acids. Gene Ontology annotation, molecular function: FAD binding; protein-disulfide reductase activity; thiol oxidase activity.
ACCCAUGGUUUUUAGGGACUCAAAAAAGAAGGCAGCCCAAAACCCUUCGCUUAGGCCUGGAACAUUCUGAGUUACCGACGUGCCCAUCGUUCGCCGCUGAGUUUUUAGGACUUUCCUUUGGGGAGCCCAUUGUUCCUGAUCAAAUACAAAAAAGUAAAACCAUCGAAAUUUAACGCCCACAAAUUCUAAUUCAUCAAAUUCACACAACCCACCCCCAUUCCCAACGCUGUAUAUAUUGCUCUGUCUUCCACUUUGAUUUUAUUCAUUAUCUUAACUCUUAAGAAAAGCGAAGCAACUUUGAUCCUGAAAAAAAAUAAAAAAUAAAAAUCGUCUUUCAUCUUGAUUGCUCAGCAACCGAACAGAAAAGGUUCAAGCGGUUUGAGUUGUUUGUUGUUGUUAUUGUUAAUCUGGCAUUGAUGGUUGGGGUAAAGGGUCUACUACCAAAACGAUGGGGUUGGGUGCUUGGAGCUCUCAUCGCCAUCUUCCUUGCUGUGGCUAUGACUUCCAGAAUUGCUCCUCAAUUUUCCAUCUUCGGACGAUCUAACAAGCCCUGUCACUGCGCUCAGGAUACACAAAAGUAUAGUGGGGUGGUGGAAGAUUGUUGUUGUGAUUAUGAGACUGUGGACCGUCUUAACGAGGAAGUGCUGUAUCCAUCACUUCAAGAGCUUGUUAAAACUCCAUUUUUCCGCUACUUCAAGGUCAAGUUAUGGUGUGACUGCCCUUUCUGGCCUGAUGAUGGUAUGUGCCGCCUACGAGAUUGCAGUGUUUGUGAAUGUCCAGAAAGUGAGUUCCCUGAAUCGUUCAAGAAGCCCCAUCAUGGCCUCUCACCAGAUGAUCUUAUUUGUCAAGAAGGAAAGCCACAGGCAGCUGUGGACCGUACACUCGAUAGUAAAGCUUUCAAAGGCUGGACAGUAACAAACAAUCCUUGGACGAACGAUGAUGAGACAGACAAUGAUGAGAUGACGUAUGUAAACCUUCAGCUCAAUCCUGAACGAUAUACUGGCUAUUUAGGUCCAUCUGCUAGAAGAAUAUGGGAUGCUAUCUAUGCAGAAAACUGCCCCAAAUAUCCAUCUGAAGAGUUAUGUCAGGAAGAAAGAAUUUUAUUCAAGUUGAUAUCCGGUCUUCACUCCUCUAUUUCAGUACACAUAGCCGCUGAUUAUCUACUUGAUGAGACUACGAACUUGUGGGGUCACAAUCUCACGUUGCUGUAUGAUCGGGUGCUGAAAUAUCCUGAUCGUGUUAGAAAUUUGUACUUCUUAUAUCUCUUUGUUCUCCGAGCUGUGACAAAGGCUACAGCUUACCUGGAACAUGCUGAAUAUGACACAGGCAAUCCCAUUGAGGAUCUGAAAACACAGUCCUUGACAAAACAACUACUAUACAAUCCUAAACUACAAGCUGCAUGCCCACUCCCAUUUGACGAAGCUAAGCUGUGGAAGGGCCAAAGUGGACCUGAACUGAAGCAAAAAAUCCAAAAGCAGUUCAGAAACAUUAGCGCAUUGAUGGAUUGUGUAGGAUGUGAAAAGUGUCGACUUUGGGGAAAGCUUCAGGUUCUGGGUCUUGGUACUGCAUUAAAGAUCCUUUUCUCUGUUGAUGGCCAAGCAAACUUGGGUCAGACUCAGCUGGAGUUGCAAAGGAAUGAAGUGAUUGCUCUAUUGAACCUGCUCAAUCGACUCUCAGAAUCAGUGAAAUUUGUCCAUGAAAUGGGACCUUCAGUAGAAAAGAGCAUGGAAGGACAGAUUUCUGCACCCGCUGCUUCAAGCUGCCGUUUCCAAAGGAUAUGGAGUUCUGUAUUUAACACACCUGCACCAAGUUGCCCUUUGCAAAGGAUAUGGAGUUCUGUAUUUAACACGCCUGCACCAAGUUGCCCGUUGAAGAGGAUGUGGACAUCGAUUUUUUAGUGCACCUACUGUGCUUAAGUUGGCUACGAAGCAUGUGUAUUUGUUAAAUCAUAGGUAAUUAUGUAAACAUAGGCUGGGACUCAGCAAACAGGCUUUGUUUGUUUGUCGGUUUGGUAUUUGUAGGGAGGUGCUAAAUGGUAAUAGUUUCAUACAGUGAAGAAAUAUCGGAUCUCGAGCUGCAGCUUGGUUUUCAAAAGGAAUGACCCCCAUGAAACAGGCACAGAAAUAUACUACUACAAAGAGUCUUUGACAAACAUGAAACCUGUAAAUUUUUAGCGCCAGUUUUGAAAGUUAGCACUCGGUUUCCAAAGUUAGCACUAUUCUUCAUUUCA